GUUCUUAUUUUGGUAAAACUCUAUAUACAAUAUCAAGGCUCCAAAGUUGUAAGAAAAUACAAGAUUACAUGAUAAAAGCUAUUGAACCACCAAUAAAUUCAGAGUCAGACAUUUACGUUCUUUUUGCUACUGCUAAUGAAUUUACUCUAAUUCAGCUAAUUGAUCGCUUUAAGGAAUUUGUAAAUCUACCAAACACAGGCAAUCUAGUCAUUGAAGAAGUUGAUGUUUGGAAAUGUUUUGAUUAA
Dentiscutata erythropus is the source of this 245-nucleotide messenger RNA. The record is from the annotation of a GenBank genome assembly. Lineage: Eukaryota; Fungi; Glomeromycota; Glomeromycetes; Diversisporales; Gigasporaceae.